GCGCACUGCUGCAGCUGUCCAUGGUUGUGUAGUGGGAGCCAAAGAGGGUCCGGGUACGUGCGAGAUGCAGCCAUAGUCACGCUACACUGUCAAAAAUUAUAACCUACCGGGAUCGUUAGAAUUGCAACGCAUCGGAGCAGACAGAAAGCUUGGGGACGUGAGGAAUCAUGGCUGAGCAUCAGAGGCAGCGCUCUCUGUCCACCGCUGGUGAGUCCCUCUACCAUGUGCUGGGAGUUGACAAGGUGGCCACAAAUGAUGACAUCAAGAGGUCUUACAGGAAACUGGCCUUAAAGUUUCACCCUGAUAAGAAUCCUGACAAUCCAGAGGCAGCAGAUAAAUUCAAGGAGAUAAACAAUGCCCAUGCUAUUCUGAAUGACCCCACAAAGCGUAACAUUUAUGAUAAAUAUGGUUCUCUGGGACUGUAUGUGGCCGAGCAGUUUGGAGAGGAGAAUGUUAACACUUACUUUGUCCUGUCAAGCUGGUGGGCUAAGGCUCUGUUUGUACUCUGCGGCGUGGCCACUGGCUGCUACUUCUGUUGCUGCCUGUGCUGCUGCUGUAACUGCUGCUGUGGCAGAUGUAAACCGCGGCCUCGAGAGAACCAGGAUCAGGAAUUUUAUGUGUCCCCCGAGGACCUGGAGGCUCAGCUGCAAUCCGAUGAGAGAGUAGAGGCUGGUGGUGAACCUAUAGUGCUGCAACCAUCGGCGACAGAAACAACCCAGUUAACAUCGGAUGGUCACCACUCUUACCACACCGACACCGGCUUCAACUAACCUUCCUUUCCCGUCAACCCUGGCCUGCGGUCCUGCCUGCUUCCCUGCUCCACCUCAGUGAGAUGAAAGAGGCUACCCAUCUUUCCACUUCAGUCAGAGAGCCAUGCAGAGGAGGGGGACGAGUAAGCAUGGCCCAAGAAAGGAACUAAUGAAGACACCCCCCCCCUUCACCCUCCCUGAUUGGUCCGCUACUUAUUCCCUCAGUAUGAAAAGAUAAAAGAAAAAACUAAAUUGUUUACUUUUUAUUUCUUCUUUUGUAUUUCUUGGCCUUUAACCACACAGGGCAACUACCCCACCAUCCCUUCCCCACAUUUUGCAUCAUGGUGUAGCAUGCACUCUCCAGAUGGUCUCCAAAUUUACUUUCAUCUUUUGCAACAUUUUUUCUUUGCAAGAUUCACAUCUUUGGUGCAUAUGUGCAAUAUGUUCACAUGAGUACAGAUGACUGGGAAGGGGAGGGUGAAGAGAAUAUUUAUGCGAAAGGAAAAGAAGAGCCAUGGCUCAGGGAGGUGCCAGUUAGUGAGAUGUAUCUGUUGGCUCCGGUGGUCAGUGCCAUCAUUAAACCCUCGAGAACACAGUUGUCAUAGACUAAUUGUAGUUUUUCACAUACGAUUUGCAAUCAAUAAUAUUUUAGUUGAAAAUGCCACCUGCCAUCAGACCUACAUUAUGUCUUUGGCACUGUGUUUGUCUUUAAUAUGUUCCCCAGAGUGUUUUCAGUGUGAAUCAUGAGGUUAUUGUUAAGACACAGAGCUUUAUUUGCAGACAGUUUAUGAUGAAUAUGUGCUGAAAUCAUAGUUUUACAUUCAUCAUUAUUAUUUGAAAACAUUCAAAACAGGCUUUUUAUAAAAACAAACAUAUAUCAAUCAAUAUUUAUUUUAAUAUUACCCUAUUGUUUGUUUUAUGAAUUAUUCAGUUUACUACAAUUAUGUUUUGACCAUGUGCCACAUGAAGCCAAGGAGCUCCAGGUAAAUCAGGUCUGAUCAGGCUGAAAAUACAUCACAGGUCUCCGUCUGCAGUAGUACUGGCUCAGAAUCUGAGAUGUUUUAACUCUGAGCUGUCUUGAAUAUAUUAAGUAGUUAAUGUGAUGUGAAGAAAGAUGUGACACUUGAUUUAAUUUGGGAGUGAAAGACUGCCGGAUAUCCAGAUGGGAAUGUUCCAGGCAGUGAGGGAAGAUUUUCAUCAUGUUUUUAGUCUUUGUGUUUUGAACUGAAGUCUAAUGAUGCUGACAUUUUGUCUGAUGCUGUGACUGUUUUUCCUUGUUGACUUUUUUGAAUCCAUGUAGAGUAAGAAUUUCGUGUGAGGCAUAUCGUGUGAGCCAGCGCUACCGGCAGCUCUGAGUAAAAUGACUUGAGAUUUUUCAUACUCUUGAAUUUGAGUUUAUUGCCACACAUUUGCAAAUUUCCAUAAAUUGCCAUAAACAUCUGCCACUGUCAGUUCCAUAGAUGCUAAUAAUGUGUUUUAAUGUUUUACAAUUGGUGAGCUCUUGUUGCCCACCCUCUGCUAUUAACGGUAUGGAUGUUGACCUCUGUGGCCCUUGUAUGAUGUUUCCUGUAACCUUUGAUGAAACAUAGAUGUACCUGUCAUGGCUUUUUCAUUGAGAUACUGAAAAAUGCUACUGUAAAUGUUCUAAGUUGAAUGCACUGUGUGUUUAAAAAAAAACUAUAAUGGAUCAAUGAUCAGGAAAUAACUCCAUAAAAAGACAACAUAGUAUAUAGUGUAAUUAUAGUGAAAUGGUUAUAUGAUGCAUUUUUGGAAUUUUAUUUAUUUCAUACCUCGUCACGUUUGAAAUGAUGAUUGGCUAUAAUUUUAACUGGUAUGGUGUUGUAAUGUAACCAUUAAAUUUGCAAGGAAUGAUUUAAUGGUUAAGAUCGCUUGUACAUACACUUUGCCCAUAUAAAGUAUAAACCUUAACGUUUAUGUUGUAGCAUGGUAAUUGUGUGUCUGGAUGAAAACAAGUGGAUCAUUGAUCUGAUUUGCUGUUGUUGAAUAAAUGUUCUUGAACAUUUUGA
Molecule: messenger RNA, 2776 nt
Organism: Sphaeramia orbicularis (orbiculate cardinalfish)
Lineage: Eukaryota; Metazoa; Chordata; Actinopteri; Kurtiformes; Apogonidae
Gene: dnajc5aa
Product: DnaJ (Hsp40) homolog, subfamily C, member 5aa
Exons: 5
Coding region: 168-770 (200 amino acids)
Biological process (GO): regulation of synaptic vesicle cycle
Cellular component (GO): intracellular membrane-bounded organelle; membrane; presynapse
Source: RefSeq, a predicted model, not a curated record